AAUCUAUCGUAUUGUAUCGUAUUGUAAUCGUAGACUAGAGUUUACUGAGUGAAGGCGAUAUAGAUUUCGCUGCACUUGCUUUGAUUCCCAAUUUUUAUAGAAACUUUGCUACUUUGGGUUCCUUUAUGUUUUUCUCCAAUAGGGCGGUAUCGUCUGCGAAUUUAGCAAUAGUAACAUCAUUACUUUUUGGAAGAACAGUCGAGAAAAGCGUACAGAUCCCAGUGCAGAACCCUAUGGUAUAACCGCUUGUAUGUCGUAAAAGUCUAAAAACUCCUCGCCCUCACGCACUCGGAAGUCGAAUCGAGCGCUUUUGUCUAAAGCCAAACUCGUGAUUAGGAGUUAUUGAGUUUUCGCUCAAAAUGCGUGAUAUUCUGUGUAGGAAGAUCCUUUCAAACAUUAGAUUUUGGCAUGAGAAAACUUAUUGAAGGGCCUGUACAAUGCAACACAGUCUGUAGGUUCACUGUUUUCCUCUUUUCAGGCCUCUCAAGUUCACUGACUUCUUACUGGUGGUGGGACUUCAUGUGAGACCGCACGGGUAGGUACCACCACCCCGCCUAUUUCCGCCGUAAAGCAGUAAUGCAUUUCGGCUUUAAGGGUGCGGCAGCCGUUGUAAAUAUUGUAACUAUAAAAUUCUAAUAAAUUGAUUUCAGUUAUUCAAAUUUGAUUUUAUAAGAAGAAACCGAUUCAUGAGAUAUAGGUAAACCUGUUGAUUGCUACUAUUGUCAUUAUUUAAAACUUUUUACAUAUUUUUUUUGUGCAUAGAUGGAUGGACGAGCUCACAGCCCAUGGUGUUAAGUGGUUACCGGAGCACAUAGACAUCUACAACGUAAAUGUCGCCACCCACCUUGAAAUAUGAGUUCUAAGGUCUCAGUAUAGUUACAACAGCUGCCCCAUCCUUCCGAAACGCAUUACUGCUUCACGGCAGAAAUAGGCAGGGUAGUGGUAUCUACCCGUGCGGAGUCACAAGAGGUCCUACCACCAGUAAUUACGGAAAUUAUAAUUUUGCAGGUUUGAUUUUUAUUACACGAUGUUGUUCCUUCACCGUGGAAGUCAAUCGUGAACAUUUGUUAGGUACGUAUUUCAUUAGAAAAAUUGGUACACGCCUGCGGGAUUCGAACACCGUUGCAUCGUUCGAAACGAAUGCACCGGACGUCUUAUCCAUUUGGGCACGACGACUGCUCUAACAAUACAUUUCAUGACUUUUGAUAUCUCUUAACGCCGUCCACUCGAUUGUACGCAGACGAGUAUACUGCUCGUCUGGUUAUAAGUAGUCAUCGUCACUCGUAUAACAUCGUUUCGUGUACCUUCCAGUGAAUUUCGCAAAUGCCUGAUGCCUGCUCUAUUUUGAAAUUACUGCUGAUGAUUCUCCUCAAAUCAUUUGAAAAAAGACAUGUCAUGGUGUUUGGGAAAUAGCGUAGAGGGAAUUCUAUUCCAAAGCCAGACGUGGCAAAAAAGAUAUCUGUAAACGCACAGUGGAUGAAUGCAGCGAUUCCGGAUAGAUGAGCUCCGUUCUAGUGGCUAGCAGUGUAAUAGGCAAAACGGGGGGCCGAACUUGUGGUUUUUAAAACGCACUAUUAUGCUUUCUGGUAGGAAGAGUGAGAUACUUCUUAAUAAAAAUGAAUGAGCUUUCGGUCUCAGUAUGAGUAACGGCUAUCAUGUAAUUAUGCCUAAGGGCUCCGGUAAACUUUAAAAUCUGGUGGGUCAUGAGGUCAACGCGUGAUUCGUUUGAUUUAAUUUUCGGAUAUUCCUCGCCGCAGUUAUUUUUUCUGUGGCUAUACGGUUUGUGCAUUAGCCAGUGUCAAGUAAUAAGAAUUUUUUCGCCGUUUUAUUUAUUUACAGUUUAUGAAUAAUAAAAAACAAUGGAGGGUAGAGUUAAGGAGAACCGUCUCUGUAUGUAUGUCAUUUAUUUAUUAAUAAAAAGUUACACUUUCAUUUAAACCAUGCCCGCAAAACUGCUUACACAGUUUGACUGCAGGUAAAGGACUGUGUGUGAAAAGUGUUCGUUAAAAUCUGCUAAAUAAGGGUGGCGCUACAGUAGCAAUCAGGUAAAGGACAUGGGCCAUUUUCGGCUCAGCUACUAGUGCUUUCAAGAACACAAAUGAAAUAUCUAUAGAAAAAAACAUUUCAUUUUUACAUACCUACUUAUUAUAAAAUUUAAGGGUAUUUUAAUGGUGGGAUAAAUAAAAUCGUAUCGUUAUUGGUAGAUCAGUCGAACCUUGUGCCCCGCACCGCGCCCUCGUUCCGCUUGCGCCCAAAAGUACGCUUGCGUACAGUAAAAAGUCUAUCGUUAUUAAUCGUUAAGUUAUUUGUUAUAAUUGCUUGUUGACUGUUGCCAUUGCUAUAUGUUGAGUGUUUGUUGAUUUUUUAUAAAAAAUACACUAUGCCGCGACAAACUGGUGUAGUAUUCAAAAGAAAGGGUAGAAAAAUUGUGUACGACGUAAAUUGCUUCAUUAUAAAACAGGGAAAGAAUGAUAUGGAAAAAGUAAAACAGACUUCGGAAGCAAGAAAAACAUCAGUGAGUUAGGUGCAUUAUUAACGAAGCUAAAGGCUCUGGCUUGCUCGCCGUGUUUCGGACUCUGGGUAAGAAAAGAUCAGGGAAGAAGAAAGUUACCGGAAUGGAUAGUUUCGUUCAAUCUGUAAUAAAAAGAUGUAAUCGUAAUUACUACAUAACAAGCAGCGAAACUCCGUAUCGUAGAAAGGCUUCGAAAAAUUUAAAGAAGAUAUAAAUUUUAAUGGCUCGGAAUGAAGCUUACGACGAAUUAUGAAAGAGCUAGGCUUCAGAUGGAAAAAAAACAGAAAGUUAUCGGAAGCUGGUAAUUGAAAAAAGUUACAUUCGAUUACUACGAGUCGAAUAUCUUCAAAAAAUAAUUAAUUAUAGACAAAAAAGAAGAUCGAACCGACCGAGUUGUAAACUACACCGAUGAGCCCUAUGUCGACUCAUCACGAUGAUAGCGACUCGGGUGAUGAAAACAGUGAUGAUGAUGAUGGUCAAGAUUAUGAUAACGAAAAAAAAAUUACAAAUACCAGCUUCGCUUCAACUGAACCAAGACCUGGCAACAGCUCUAGUUUUGAUUUAAUAGAAGGAAUAUCUAUUUUACCCCAAGAUUAAAUUAUUACAAUUAUUAACCUAUAUUUUUUGUUGAUGUUCUAAUAAAUAUAUAAAUAAAUACAUAAUAUGUUGAUUUUAAUAAUUUAAUAGCAUUAUGACGCAAAGUAAAUAAUGUUUUUGCACGUGAGUGUACCAUGCGCGAACUUACCCCCACUACGUCGACAAAUGCUCAAGAAGUUUGCCGGCUAUUAUACCUAUUCGUUUCUGUGAUCGAUCCACUUGUAAAUCCGAUUCGGUUCAAUUCGAUUCGAUUUGAUUCGAUUACUUGAACUGAUUCUGAACGCCAUUGAUUUGAUAGCAACAACAACCAGCGCUGUCAGAUGUACCAUUUAAAUAGUAUUUGUACGACUAUUUCAAAACUUUUUCCUUGUACAAUCGCAAUACGAAAGUCGUACGGCUAAAAUACUACUUUUUAAAACCUAGCUGUCUUUUAUUUAAAUGUAUAAAAAUUCUAGUUUAUACUAUAUUUGGAAACAUUUACAGUAACAGUAUAUAGUUAACAACAUACAGUUAGAGAACGAACGAACUCGCUUCGUCAACAUCUAAGUCUAUGGUCUACAUAAAUGCUUAUGUUCACUUGGUAGUCUGUGGAAGGAUGAUAUUUUUUAAUUGGUUCUUCGAUCAACAAUAGUAACUAGAUACACGGUCGGUGCAGAAAAUCCGUCUCGUCAAAUAACAGCUCACUUGAAAUGUGAGCUGUUAUUUUGUUUAGUUCGCUUCAAACACAGCCAAUGUCAACCCGUCUCACAAUGCGCAGUGUGUAUUCAAAAGUUGCAAAAGUAAUGCCCGAAAAAGCAAUUUAACGGCUGGAGUAUCUUACUUUCGCUUUACUAGCAAUCACGUGUGCAGAAUAGAUCUCGAUUGUCGCCAGAGAAACAAGAGAUGACUUUUAUAAGCCAGCUAAGAUCUCCGCUCAUUGACACUGGACAUCUUUGCCUUUCGUGCUCACGGCUACUGAAACGUGGCCGAAACAUUGUAAUAAAAAUACCGCGCUUGAAACCAUUUAAACGUUGUUUUAUUAUCUGCACUGGUCGCGAAAACUUAAAAAUAUACUAUAAAAAUAUAUAUUACACAAAAACGUAACGCUAAUAAUAUAAGAAAUAAUGUAUAGAUACUAACAAACAUAAAUUUCUAAAACAUAAAAAGUAAACAACUAAACUUUUGCUUUUAUUCAUGAAUAAAUUAUUUUGGUGUUCAACGCGACUCCCUUACCUCCUGUAGUAAGCCGAAAAUGAAAUUUCAAGAAGCAAAAAUAAAUAAAACAAAACGAUGUUAGUUCUCAGAGCAAUAAAAGGAAAAAGUACUUUAUUUGUUGUCUCUUAAGGUUGAUUUAACAUUAAAAGUUGUUUAACAUGUUUUUUUAUUUGUAAGUGACAGGAUUAAUUUAUUACUUUGCUCAUUUUAUGUGACGAAUGAUCGUAAGUAUUAGAUAAUGUUUUGGAGAUUUGUGACUUUAUUACAAAGUGCCAUAGUUGUAAUUAGUUUGAACUUAAAACGGUUUCAAAACUUUUUUCUCCGUUUGUUAGUAAAUGAAUGUAGCUAUUUAUGUGUAUAUUCACACGGACAGCUUUUGCUUUAAUUUUGUACGUGUCCCUUUAUCUAGUUACUAUUGAUGAUCGAAGAUUUGGUUGGAGACUUUUUGCGAUAUGAUUUAAAUGACCCUAUUUUAUCAAAAUUGCAAUGCUUACUGCCCACAAAUGCAGUACCUAUCUAACUCAUACAGAAAUAAGAUCCCAUCCCUACAGCCUUUGAUGAUAUUGGUCCCUCGGAUUGUAGGCAAUGAGAAUGAGAUGCAAAAAAUUGAUAAAGAAUGGCGAAAUCUGCCAAAUACAAUAAAUAAAAAGAUUAAUUUGACAACAAGCCCUGAUAACGUUUGGGGCGAUGUUAAUAGACAUUUUGAAGAGUAUAAGUGGAUAUCCCAAUUUUCACUAAAUUUAGAAAUAGUUUAUCCAAUGGAAGUAUCAAUGGUACCUUGCUGGCCAAACAACAUGUUUUAAAUGAAGCAGGUAAAUGUGCUAAUUUUAUUGCAUUUGUAUAAAAAGCAUAUGUAAUUAUGUAAAGUAAAAAAUAUUUUUGAUGUGUACUAUUGUUUUUAUUCAAAACUACGAAAUGUACUACUUUUUUAAAGGUGGUAUACUAUUAUCUUAUUUUUACAUCUGACAGCCCUGACAACAACUAAACCGAUAUCAAAAUAACAAAAGGUAUAAAUAAUUAAACAACCUUAGAACUGUCUUCAUUUAACACAUAAAAUUUGUUAGAAAAAAACAACAGAGGUGUCCAUUGUACGUAGUGCGUACCUAUAUUUAACUACGAAAACAAACAAAAAUGUUCAGAUUAUAUCUAAAGCCGAAUUGCAUUUCGAUGGGUAAAUAUCAAAUAGCCAUUGGUAGUUCUUACAUUAAACAGAAUGUACACGUGUCUCCGCUAUUGAAAUCACAGAGUGUAGCUUUGAAAUUACCCACGAAUGUUGUUGAUAUUAACGCAUCCGAAGUAGGGAGAUUUUCUCCGAACAGAGAAAGAGAUAUUUCCGGUCCUGUUAUUAAUUCUCACUAUAAAAAACAACAUGACAUGUCUAAAAUUGAUAUAACAAUACAAGUUGACCCAUAUGUUAACAAAUAUGAUUGUCGAGGGGCUGUUAGCCUAUCUUCGUCCAUGCAGAGCAACGUUCCAAGUCCUUUCACAGGAAACCAUACUCAUCUCAACAUGCCAGGCUCACAAUGGGGACAAGGCCACAAAUACUUAUCAGAUCAUCUUCACAGUGCACAUUAUUUGAGUCUAAGAAAUGAAUACAGAGAAAAAAUUAUAAAUAAAAUUGUUGGUGUACGAAACAUGAGUACGAAUGUGAAGCCCCCUGUAAGUGCUAAAGAGAAACUCAAAAAGGCUGUUAAAGAGUAUGGCUCCACAGUGAUUGUUUUUCACGUAACAAUUUCACUGAUUUCAUUAGGCAGUUGCUACUUGCUUGUUUCUAGUGGAGUUGAUUUAGUGGCUAUUCUAAAAUAUUUAAAUAUAGAAGAGGGAACUGUCUUGAAGGCUGCUGGUUCAAAUGCUGGGACUUUUGUUAUAGCCUAUACAGUCCACAAAAUUUUCGCUCCAUUCCGGAUAGCCAUAACUUUGACUGCAACACCUUUCAUCGUUCGACACUUAAGAAAUAUUGGAAUUUUAAAACGUGGUAUAAAUGCUGGUGGUGGGAAAUAAAUUAUAUUCAUAAAUAA
Messenger RNA from Bombyx mori (domestic silkworm), 6321 nucleotides. RefSeq lists its product as uncharacterized. The record is from RefSeq and is a predicted model, not a curated record. NCBI's taxonomy places the organism in Eukaryota, Metazoa, Arthropoda, Insecta, Lepidoptera, Bombycidae. Gene Ontology annotation, cellular component: mitochondrion. The transcript is spliced from 5 exons. The coding region runs from base 5435 to 6304 and encodes 289 amino acids.